CAAGGUGACGGAAUGGCGGCCUCUGUGGUGGAUUGAGCGGGUCUGGGCGAGUUCCCAGAGGGCUGCGCGUCCUGGUUGCUCGGCGCUGUCAUGGCGGGCUUGCUGAAGAAGACCACUGGCCUUGUGGGAUUGGCUGUAUGUGAGAGUCCACACGAGAGGCUAAAAGUAUUGUAUACAAAGAUUCUUGAUGUUCUUGGACAAAUCCCUAAAAAUGCAGCAUAUAGAAAGUAUACAGAACAGAUUACAAAUGAGAGGCUGAGCAUGGUUAAAGCGGAACCAAAUGUUAAAAAAUUAGAAGAGCAACUUCAGGGAGGCCAAAUAGAAGAGGUGAUUCUUCAGGCUGAAAAUGAACUAAGUCUGGCAAGAAAAAUGGUGCAAUGGAGACCAUGGGAGCCUUUAGUGGAAGAGCCUCUUGCCAACCAAUGGAAAUGGCCAAUAUAAACAUCAUUAAAUGACUUGUGUGUUUAUGGGAAACUGAUGUAAUUAAAUAUUCUGUUGUAUUAAAAAUAUUUCCAUAUUAUUGACAUAAUCAAGAAAACUGAUACAGAACAUAUACAGGAGACUUGAUAAAAUCGUUGAUUAUGUAAUAGGGACUUGUGAAUCGGUUUUUGAUUUGUAGAGCAUUCAUUCAAAUUAUUUCAAA
Messenger RNA from Delphinapterus leucas (beluga whale), 643 nucleotides. It is a transcript of the gene NDUFA5, whose product is annotated as NADH:ubiquinone oxidoreductase subunit A5. The record is from RefSeq and is a predicted model, not a curated record. Gene Ontology annotation, cellular component: respiratory chain complex I. Gene Ontology annotation, biological process: respiratory electron transport chain. NCBI's taxonomy places the organism in Eukaryota, Metazoa, Chordata, Mammalia, Artiodactyla, Monodontidae.